AUGGAAAGCAUCAGCGGGGAAACAGACUGGGACGGGUUGGCCCUCUCCUCUCUGGCAGCCACAGGAAGGAACAACCUCUCUUCCUCCUCAUUCUUCUCCGAAUUCAACUCCCUCAACAGUUCUCAUAGCGGGGGGUCCUUCUUUGGGAUCUUUGCUGAGAAUGUGUCGGCCACCACACCUCACACUCUGCCUCAGCCCAGGGUGAGGGACCUGGGCCUGGCCCGCGCCGAAAUCGCAGUGCUGGGGUUGGUGCUGGCCCUUACCACCCUGGGGAAUAGCUUUGUGCUGUGGGUGCUGCUGAGGAGGAGGAAACACAACGCACCCAUGCACCUUUUCAUGGUCAACCUGUGUGUGGCUGACCUGGUGGUGGCUCUGUUUCAGGUUCUUCCCCAGUUGGUGUGGGACAUCACGGAGAGGUUCCAGGGGCCAGACGUGCUCUGCCGGUCCAUAAAGUACUUGCAAAUUGUGGGCAUGUUUGCCUCCUCCUACAUGAUAGUUGCCAUGACGGUGGACCGACACCAUGCCAUCUGCUGCCCGCUGCAAGCCUAUCGAGGCGGAGCAGUGUCCCGUUGGAAUACCCCUGUCAUGGUGGCCUGGGCUCUGGCGCUGGUCUUCAGCAUACCGCAGGUGUUCAUCUUCUCUCGCUCAGAAGUGGCUCCUGGAGAGUUCGAGUGCUGGGGUCACUUUGCUGAGCCGUGGGGCCUGAAGGCCUAUGUCACCUGGAUGACCGUGGCUGUCUUCCUCUUGCCUGCCCUCAUCAUCACCAUCUGUCAGAUAAGAAUCUUCCGGGAAAUCCACAAUAACAUCUACCUGAAGUCGGAGCGAGUGGUGACGGCCGAGCUGAAGAAGAACGAAGUCUUCUUUCGUUUCCACAGCUUUAAAAAGGAGGACGAGCGGGCCAGGGAGAGGGGGAGACAGGCAUCUGGAGGUGGCGGAGGCAGGGAUGGCAGAGGAGGACAGUUCUUAAAGGGUGUGAAUAACAACCCCGCAGGCCCACAUAAUAGCACCCAUAAUACCCAGGUGGGAGAGUGUUACAGCUACGUAACACCAGCUGCCCAGUACAGCAGUUGCCAUGGUGAGCAUGCAACAACAACAACAACAUCAUCAUCAACAGAACAAGCGUUCAACAGCUCCGAGAACCCCACCAAACCUGCGACCGACACAGCCUGUGACUCCCCAAACGGGCCCGUCGACAGCUGCUACUGCCAGGACUCCUACGCUUCUUAUGAGCUGGCUGCAGGCUGUCCCAGGGGCUCCCCUCGCUGCUCCCUUGACUACGUGCCCCCUCACCCACCUGCCACCCCUCCCCCGAGCAUCACCAAGGCCAUGUCCAAGACGGUGAGGAUGACCCUGGUCAUUGUGUUGGUCUAUACCAUCUGCUGGUCGCCGUUCUUCAUCGUCCAGCUGUGGGCUGCCUGGGACCCCAACCCUCCGGACCAAGGUGUGGCCUUCACUAUCCUGAUGCUGCUGGCCAGUCUGAACUCGUGCACCAACCCGUGGAUCUACACGGCCUUCUCCAGCAGCGUUUCCAGAGAGCUGCAGAGUCUGCUGCGCUGCCGGCCGCGACCUGGCCGCCGGGGCUCGCUGCCCGACGACUCCACCACCACACACACCUCCACCACCAAGGACAGCCUGUACUGACAAAGACAGACACAUGCAUGUUUGAAAAGGCAUGCAUGUU
Molecule: messenger RNA, 1681 nt
Organism: Myripristis murdjan (pinecone soldierfish)
Lineage: Eukaryota; Metazoa; Chordata; Actinopteri; Holocentriformes; Holocentridae
Gene: avpr2aa
Product: arginine vasopressin receptor 2a, duplicate a
Exons: 5
Coding region: 1-1641 (546 amino acids)
Biological process (GO): positive regulation of vasoconstriction; cellular response to hormone stimulus; regulation of systemic arterial blood pressure by vasopressin
Cellular component (GO): plasma membrane
Molecular function (GO): vasopressin receptor activity; peptide binding
Source: RefSeq, a predicted model, not a curated record